Molecule: messenger RNA, 1822 nt
Organism: Centruroides sculpturatus (bark scorpion)
Lineage: Eukaryota; Metazoa; Arthropoda; Arachnida; Scorpiones; Buthidae
Product: cytochrome P450 4C1-like
Exons: 11
Coding region: 1-1569 (522 amino acids)
Molecular function (GO): iron ion binding; monooxygenase activity; heme binding
Source: RefSeq, a predicted model, not a curated record
AUGGUCGUAUUCAAUAUAGAAAGUGUUUACGAAUGGAAAUUACUUUUUGGAUUUGCAAUAUUUCUUUUAAUUCUGUAUAUAUGGAAGAAAAAGAGCAGAAAUAAACAGAGAGAUAAAAUACCACAACUCUGCAGUUGGGCUUAUGUUUGGAAUCUGAUUUUCUGUCCAGUAAAAGCUCAAGAUUUUCGAAAACUUUGCGGAACUUUUAUAGUUCAAAUAUUGAGUUCUGUGUGUAUUAUAUCCUUCAAAGAGAAAGUAGCGAAAAUUUCUUGGGGUGGAUAUCAUUAUAUUGCGUUAUGUCAUCCCGAAUCGGCUCAGGAAGUACUGAAGAGUUACACCGUAAUCAACAAAGAUUGGAUUUAUAAUAUUCUUCAUCCCUGGCUGGGGACGGGUCUUUUAACAAGUUCGAACGAUAAGUGGAGAAAUCGUAGAAAAUUAUUAACUCCGGCAUUUCAUUUUCGAAUUCUCGAAGAUUUUCAAGGAAUUUUCAACGAUCAGUCAAACAUCUUAAUUGAAAAGUUGAAGAAGAAAGAGGAAAACGAAGAAUUUCUUAUGGACGAAUUGAUUACGGUUUGCACUCUGGAUGUUAUCGGAGAUUCGGCAAUGGGAGUUCAUAUUAACGCUCAAGACCGAUCUGAUACUGAUUAUGUUAUUGCCAUUAACGAAAUAACAUCCUCAAUUAUCCAAUGGUUCACAAAGCCUUGGUAUUGGUUCAGUCCCAUUUUCAACUUGAGUCCAUUAGGAAGAAAAUUUCACAAAGACAUUGAAACCGUUCACGAAUUCGACAGAAAGGUAAUCAGAAAAAAGAAACAGAAACUGAUCGAAGAACUGGAAGACAAUCAAACAAUCGACAACUUUCAAGAAGAGAAAGAAGUUAUAGGGGUGAAGAAGAGGCGAGCAUUUCUUGAUUUACUUCUUUAUCAUCAUUUAACAGAUGGAAGUCUCAGCGAAGAGGAUAUCAGAGAAGAAGUCGACACUUUCAUGUUCGAAGGACACGACACAACUGCUAUGGGAAUUAGUUGGUCUCUUUAUCUGCUUGGAUUGCAUCACGAUAUACAAGAGAAAGUGUACCAGGAACUGCAGGAAAUUUUUAGUGAAGACAUGGAUAAAUCUAUUACGACCGAUGAGCUUAGAAGAAUGAAGUAUCUGGAAUGCAUUAUCAAAGAAACACUUAGGAUUUAUCCUCCAGUUCCAUUCAUAUUGAGAAAAAAUUCUUCCGAUAUGAAAGUAGGUAAUUAUAUUUUGCCAGCAAAUUCGUCUCUUGCAGUAAACAUUUAUGGAAUUCAUCAUAAUCCAACGGUGUUUGAAAAUCCCGAAGUGUUCGAUCCGGAUCGAUUUCUACCAGAAAACUGCGAGAAACGUCAUCCCUUUGCAUUUAUACCAUUCUCUGCCGGUCCACGCAAUUGCAUAGGUCAAAGAUUUGCCAUGAUGGAGAUGAAGUCAGUUUUAGCGAAUGUUAUUCGACAUUUUCGAGUGAAGUCAUUGGACCAUAGAGAUAAGAUUUUCGAAUCUGGUGAUGUCAUUCUUCGUCCAAAAUUCGGUAUGAGAAUGACCAUUAAGAAACGGUGAAAAUUUUCCUUUUCUUGUACAUAUUAAAUCUAUAAUCUAUCUAUAAGUCUCCAUCUUGAACAGAGUCUUAGAGUUUUACAAAUUUUAAGUCCUGUUUCAGGUAUGUAAACUUAAAAAUAGAGUAAUUAUUCGUAUUUGAAAUUAUCAAGUAAAUACUAGGACCACAUUUAUGAUUAUUUACAUUUAUUCAUGAAAAUCGAUCAUAUUAUUUUUGUUUCGUGUUUAUAUUAGAGACACGUCAAUACUGUAUAUA